GAUGAGGGCAUGUUAGUAAAAUGACAAGUAGAGUUCUCUCUCUCUCUCCCUCUCCCUCUCCCUCUCUUCUUUUUCCUUUCUGCUUCUUCUCGUCGUUCGUCAUUCUGACACUCAUCUUUCUUCUCCCUGCUUGCCUUGCCUGCCUGCCUUAAGAUCUCUUUCUCAAUCAAUAUAUCCAUUUGCCUGUUUCUUCUACAAGCUCAGAAAGACAGAAGAAGCUUUCAUCUUCUUUUUUUUGUUGAAGAAUGGAGAAUGGUGGGCAGUAUGCAAAUGGGUCUGAUUACUUAAAAGGAGCAAACUCUAUGUGGAAUAUGCUACCUCACCAUCAGAUCAAAGAGCAACACAAUGCCUUGGUCAUGAACAAAAAGAUCAUGUCCAUCCUCGCCGAAAGAGACGCCGCUGUUCACGAACGCAACCAAGCUGUCUCCGCCAAAUUGGAAGCCGUCGCAGCUCGAGACCAAGCCCUUCAGCAACGGGACAAAGCCCUUGCCGAAAGAGAUAAAGCUUUGAUCGAGAGGGACAAUGCUCUUGCUGCCCUUCAGCACCAUGAAAACAGUCUCAACUUUGCUAUGUCCGGUGGUGGUAAGCGCUAUCAAGGGGAUGGUGAUAAUGAUGAUGGUUUCACUCUUGAUGAUGUCUGCCCUACUACUACUACUACAUCAACUAACACGACCAAGGCAAUCAAAAGGAAAAAAGGAAAGAAAGUGGGUGAAGAUCUGAACCUUCUGGUUGCUUCUCCUGGAAAGAAAUGUAAAAAAGAUUGGGACACUAACCAUUUCGGUUUAAACUUGGUCACCUUUGAUGAGAAGACUAUGCCCGUGCCGGUUUGCACGUGCACAGGCUCUGCGCAUCAGUGUUACAAAUGGGGGAACGGUGGUUGGCAAUCGUCUUGCUGCACGACCACCUUGUCGCAGUAUCCGUUACCACAGAUGCCAAACAAGAGGCAUUCUCGGGUGGGCGGUAGGAAAAUGAGCGGGAAUGUUUUCUCCAGAUUACUAAGCCAUUUAGCAGCAGAAGGAUAUGAUCUCUCGUCUCAUGUUGACCUAAAAGACUAUUGGGCUAGGCACGGGACCAACCGCUACAUCACUAUCAAGUAACUAGCCUCAACGGUCUGCAGCUCUUAGUUCUUAUUAUUAAGUUUAGGUGGUCUUUGUUUUUGUGUAUGGUAAAAAACAAAUAUGUUUAAAAAAUAUGUUUAGAAUCUGUUUCGGUUUUAAAAACAAA
Messenger RNA from Raphanus sativus (radish), 1224 nucleotides. Its product is annotated as protein BASIC PENTACYSTEINE4. The coding region runs from base 246 to 1097 and encodes 283 amino acids. Gene Ontology annotation, cellular component: nucleus. NCBI's taxonomy places the organism in Eukaryota, Viridiplantae, Streptophyta, Magnoliopsida, Brassicales, Brassicaceae. Gene Ontology annotation, molecular function: sequence-specific DNA binding; DNA-binding transcription factor activity. The record is from RefSeq and is a predicted model, not a curated record. Gene Ontology annotation, biological process: response to ethylene. The transcript has 3 exons.